This is a messenger RNA of Fundulus heteroclitus (mummichog), 1917 nucleotides long. It is a transcript of the gene cdr2l, whose product is annotated as cerebellar degeneration-related protein 2-like. The record is from RefSeq and is a predicted model, not a curated record. NCBI's taxonomy places the organism in Eukaryota, Metazoa, Chordata, Actinopteri, Cyprinodontiformes, Fundulidae. The transcript has 5 exons. The coding region runs from base 94 to 1590 and encodes 498 amino acids.
GUUGGUUUGUUUGUUUGCUGUCACUUCCGGUGCCAGUCGCCUCCUCGUCGUCGGUGGAAGAGGAGGAGGAGGAAGACAAGUUCACCGGCAUCGAUGCUUCGAGCUGGAAGGAUGGACGAGUUUGUAACGGAGGAGGAGGAGCCGUGGUACGACCAGCGGGACCUGGAGCAAGACCUGCAUUUGGCUGCGGAGCUCGGCAAGACCCUCCUCGAGCGCAACAAAGAGCUGGAGGAUUCCCUCCAGCAGAUGUACAUCAACAAUGAGGAGCAAGUGCAAGAGAUAGAGUACCUGUCCAAGCAGCUGGAAAUGCUGAGGGAGAUGAACGAGCAGCACGCCAAGGUGUACGAGCAGCUGGACGUGACGGCCCGCGAGCUGGAAAUCACCAACGAGAAGCUGGUGCUGGAGAGCAAGGCGUCGCAGCAGAAGAUCGACAGGCUGACCGGCACCAUGGAGGCGCUGCAGAGUCAGGUGGACGGCCUGACGACUCGGGUGGAGGAGCUGCGGACCCUGGAGGAGCUGAGGGUGCUCAGAGAGAAGAAGGAGCGGCGCAAAACCGUCCACUCGUUCCCGUGCCUGAAGGAGCUCUGCACGGCUCCCAGGUCGCCAUCCAUAACGCACACGGCAGUCUGCUGCCAGCCCAGUUUCUGUGCUCUCCUUUUACAUGGCAACAGAUAUGAGGACGGCUUCCUGUUGGCCAACCCCGGGAGUGUAGACCUGGUGGAGCGCCAGCCCCUGGACGAGGAGAACGACCGCCUCAGAGACAUCGUCUCGUCCCUGCACUCGGCCAUGGCCUCGGAGCGCUCCAAGCGCGAGAGCGUGGAGCGGGAGUGCGCCGCCGUGCUGCAGGAGUUCGAGCAGCUGGAGCAGCGCCUCCUGGGCGCCGAGGGCUGCAAGCUGCGGGUGCAGGAGCUGGAGGCCGAGCUGCUGGAGAUGCAGCAGCUCAGGAAGUCCAGGGUGUGUCUGAUCGGGGACAUGGAGGACGGCCUAGAGAGGCUGCUCAGCAACGGCCCCGAGAUGGACAGCCCGGAGGACGACGGCGGCGGCGGCGGCGGACAGGAGGAGGGAGGCGAGGGAGCCGACGGAGGAGCCGGGCAGCAAGGCGGAGGCCCCGUGCGGAAGAGCUGCAGCGACACGGCCCUGAACGCCAUCUCGGCCGUCUCUGGAAGGCGGCAGGGCGGCUACGCGGCUCACGGCAACGGCGCACGCAAGCGGGGCAUGUCCAUCCUGCGGGAGGUGGACGAGCAGUACCACGCCCUGCUGGAGAAGUACGAGGAGCUCCUGGGCAAGUGCCGGCGCCACGAGGAGACCCUCUGCCACGCCGGGGUGCAGACGUCACGGCCCGUCUCCAGAGACCCCUCCGUGAGGGAGUACAGCAUGGCGUCCGCCGAGCCCUCCACGUCCGGGGUCCCGCCUCAGACCCCCUCCACCCCGGAGGCGCUGGAGGGGAUCAGCAGGCACGUGGAGCAGGUGGACAAGCGGCUGAGUCAGAACACGCCCGAGUACAAGGCCCUGUUCAAGGAGAUCUUCUCCCGGCUGCAGAAGACCAAGAGGGACAUAAACUCCCCGAAGAGCCGGAAGAAGCACAAAUAGAGGCAGCGGCAGGAAGCUAAAGGCGCCGAGCAAAGACAAAAAAAAGUACUUUUACGAAGCAUCGCCUCACGGUUCAACGGUGACGAAGUCUAAGAAUAACCAUUUGUUAACGUGAAACUGCCAAAACGUUUAUUCCACCACGCCGCGGAUCAGAAGGAAAAAGGUGGAUUUUGUGAUGUUUUUUUUUUUUGUAACUGAGAUGUAGGAGUGGUUUAUUUCAGAUCACACCGGAGAGGCGGAGAGCGCGGUGGGCUCGGGACGCGUUUCUAGCAUGUACCUGUUUAUAUUAUCACUGGAUACUAAAAUAAAAUCACAAGCUCUAUACUU